AAGAAGAGAAAGAGAGUAGGGAGAGAGCGAAAACAAGACCAAGCGAAGAGGAUCGCUUUUAUUAAAAUUCUGAACGACGCGCCGACGAGCGUUUACAUGACGUGUACACUUUCAGCGAACUAUCGCUGACAGCAACCUGUUGCAUGUACACUCUGGAUUUAAUUUCGCGCCCUUUUUAGUACACGGUUUAUUUCCAAGACCAGUUACAGCGGGGAUGAGUUUCUUCUCAACUCAGCUAAAGACAGCUUCAAGAAAUCAUAUUCGAAUCUCAAAUUUAAAGCGCUUGGGAUUGUUAAACAUUUCAUUUUGACAUUCAACUAUUAAUGAAGUUUGAACUUGGAUUUCAAACGUACAUUAAUCGUUAUCAGACUCGCCAGAGACGACAUUUACCACACCCAAGAUUCACCUAAACUUUCACGCUCUAUUGAAUAAGCAAACUGUUUAUGCGAUCAGUUGACUUUGCGUUAACCUUUCGUAAUUAUCCAUCAUCUAUCCAUGAUAUAGGCAGUACAUUUACAGUGAAACAAAUUGUUGUCCCUUUGUGAACAUUUUCAUCUUCGCUCAGACAAAACUUUUAAAGUUGCUCACCAGGAAUCAAGUAUCUUCUACAGCAGGACGCCAUUUACGGAUUCUUCAAGGUUACAGGUGAUUUUUUGAAGGCAUCAAUGGCAGAAGAUAGCCCGAAGACUGCAAAGAAUGGCGACUUUUCUCUGCCUGAGCUAGCACCAGUGAAACCACCCCCAAGGUUCACGGCGGGAAAACCAAAGCGGACUCCGUUUGAGAAACUCUCCAAAUCCUUUGAUGAUAUGAGCUUUGUCUACCCGACGCGCAAGAAGAGUUUGAUCGAAGAUGCGAGGCGGGAAUCCACCCGUUCGUCGCUCGACAUCACGUCGAUGUCGCUGGUCCUCUCGAGCCCCGAGGAAAAGGACGACGUCUUCGAUGACGCUUUCGAGCCGCAGCAGGAGAGUGCGAUUCGACGCUUCACGGUGACAUUCUCGAGCAAGGAAGAUAUGGGCUUCGGUUCCCUCUCCGAGGCUCUGCGUGUGUUUCAGAAGCGGAAGGUCACUUUGACGCACGUCGAAUCUCGUCCGUCCAACAAGAUCGACGGCCAGAUUGAAUUUCUCAUGCAGUGCGAGACAAAGGGGAGCUCUUCCAAGAACGUGCUUACCGCCCUCCAGAAGGUGGCUGAUAAUGUUCGGCUCGAGAAAGAGGAAAUCACGAAGAGAGGUCCGUGGUUCCCCACUAGAGUUCACGAGUUGGAUCGAUGCACUCAUCUUCUCUCAAACUACGAACCUGACCUCGAUGAUGAACAUCCGGGAUUUACUGACAAAGACUACCGAGAACGCAGGCAGCGGAUUGCUGACGUUGCUUUCAAAUACAAACACGGACAGCCGAUUCCUCGAGUGGAAUAUACAGAUGACGAGCUGAGGACAUGGGGACUGAUAUAUCGCCAGCUGAAGGCUCUCUUCCCUACACACGCAUGUAAAGAGCACAUUGAUGCCUUCAACAUACUCGAGAAGGAAGGGUUGUACAGUGAAUCAUUCAUUCCACAGCAUGAGGACGUCUCAAACUUCCUGAAAGGCAAGACAGGUUUUCAGCUCCGCCCAGUAGCUGGACUCCUCUCAGCACGUGACUUCCUAGCUAGUCUUGCUUUCAGGGUGUUUCAGGCCACACAGUACGUGCGCCAUUCAUCAGCACCCAUGCACACACCCGAGCCAGACUGUUGUCAUGAGCUUCUUGGGCACGUGCCAAUGUUAGCUGAUCCAACUUUCGCACAGUUCUCACAGGAGAUCGGGCUCGCAUCUCUAGGCGUUGCAGAUGAGGACAUUACAAGACUGGCCACGCUCUAUUGGUUUACGGUAGAGUUUGGCUUAUGCAGGCAGAACGGGGAGACGCGGGCAUGUGGGGCUGGGUUACUCUCUGCAUUUGGCGAACUGCAGUACGCCCUCUCCGACAAGCCUGAGCAUCGUCCUUUUGAACCAAAUAAGACAGCCAUACAGGAGUAUCAGGAUAAGAAUUACCAGCCCAUCUACUUUGUGGCAGAUUCUUUUAGUGAUGCACAGUCAAAGCUCAGGCUGUAUGCCAUGAAGAUGGCCCGUCCCUACAACGUCCGCUACGACCCAUACACCCAGAGUAUCCAGGUUAUAGACAAGGUCGACAAGCUACGUGACGCCAUCAGGGAUCUCAACGGCCAGAUGGUCGUACUCACCUCCGCUAUCGAGAAACUCAUGUAGACAACAAGUGAUGAUAGGUCUAAGGUCGUACGACACAAUCAUGCUCCGACGACAGUUGCUCUGCGUGCAAUUUCCAACACCAAGAGAAUGCUUAAAGCCCCUCUGCACUAGUUUAGCCAGGGAGAUUAGACCUCCCUGCAAGAUCACUGGUAGGUGGUUAUCUCAUCAAAUCAGCUCUCAAUUAACAUAAGAAAAUUGAGAUCAUGGGGGACCAACAGGCACCGAUUAGGCAUUGUUUGCUAUAUAGAGGGCGCAAGUAGAUAUAAGUAGUGCAGCGGGGCUUUAACUUCACACAGUUACUGUAAAUAACGCUAUCACCAUCCUAAAAUCAAGUUAAAUACACAGUUUCGAUUAGUUUUAAGUUGCAAUUGAUUUGAAUCAAUCGCAAAUUUUACAAGAUGGAGCCCAGAUUUCUGUAAUCGGGGAAAUAGUCCUAAUUAAAGGUGAACCGUGAAAAAUAUUUGAGAUAUACAUGACGAUAAAAUAUGUAAAAGCAGACAGUUGACCAUUGUGACGUAAUCUUUCGUAUAACGAUAAAAGAAAGGGAAUGAGUUUUGGAGAAGGAAAAAUUGACUGAUUGAAAUUUAAUCGACAGACCUUCGAUAUGUCUAAGAUAAAGAUUAUGAUCUUAAUUUUUUUCACAAGUUGUUUAGCUUCCAUCAUCUUUCCGCCUCGCGAUCCCACGUCACAUGACUGAGUCACCUAUCACGUGUUUCGGACAGGUGUCACAUGACUUGGCACGUUUCACUUUGUUGUUUUGAUUAUUCAUGUUGACCACAGCCAAUGACUCGCGUCUCUCACAUAGUUUUGCAGAUUUUUUCCUAUUUUUUUUUUCUUAUCAUUUCCUAAAAUACUUUGAUAAGAUGUUACUUAAAAACAUAACCUCGAAUGGAAAUGAUAAGUGAAUCAUUUACCCUAUUGCGUGACAACACAAGAUUUUCGUGCACUUUUGUACAUCAUUACAUUCAUGUGGUGAAUAUUCCUUUGAUUACCUUGAUAACUUCAGUCAACUCAGAGCAACUUUUUUUCACUUUUAAAAGCACCUUAGGAUGAUUUUUUUUCUCGAAAGUCUUUGCAAUCGUGGUUAAGAGCAAAUUUUGACAUUUUUUUAUUAGCCCAAGUGGAAACUUUCUGUAAGUAGAUUAUAUAGAACAAAAAAAUAAAGCUGUAAUUUUGAUAACGUGAAAAAGAAAUGUGUACAGAACAUGCCAAACACAAAGUAUGUGAAUAGUGUUGGAAACUUGCAAUAUAUUAACAAAAUAUCAAUUUUAUGACUAAAUACAGUAAAGAUCAUGAGGUACAUGAAUAUAGAGAGGAAAUAAGAAAGGGAGAAAGUGACGGAGAGAAAGAGAGAGAGAGAGAGAGAGAGAGAGAGAGAGAGAGAGGGAGGGAGAGAGACGGUUUUGACAGGAUAGAAGGCCUAAUUAGAAGGGGGCUCGGAGCAAACUUUUCGAGUUCCUACAGAAAGUCGAGCGCCACCACUUGUUCGAAUAAGUUUACUGUUCCUACGAUUUGGGCAUAUACGUUGUCGGCAAGCUUCCAUUUAUAGAUUGACAAAUAUAUAUAUUUAUUUUCCCAUAAAGAAUAAUUCUUAUGUACUUAAUAUGUAUUAUUGUGUAUAAUUAAUUCAACAAUAAGAAAUUUAUGGUUGGAAUAUAAAUGUUUUAGAAUUAGAGUACUUUUGUUGUCGAUAAAAGACGUAAGAUGAAUGUAACAUAAAAGGGAGACAAAUGUAAAAGUAAAUCGUGUGUAAGUAAGUAACCUUUGUAUGUAAAUUUGAUAUCUACUGUGAUUUAGGAAUUAUGAAAUUGAUCUGCAAGAUAUUUGUCAUUGUUGCCAAUUUUGAUUGGAAAUACACAUCGGAUAAUUUUCGUAAUGACGUCAUGUUUUUCCUUAAGCCUCAGUCUAUCUCUGUCGGUCUAUAAACUUAUGAAAAAACGAAGCCUGCUAGAUGUUAUUUAUUGAGCAAUAAAGUAGCAACGUAGACUUGAA
This is a messenger RNA of Strongylocentrotus purpuratus (purple sea urchin), 4226 nucleotides long. It is a transcript of the gene th, whose product is annotated as tyrosine 3-monooxygenase. Gene Ontology annotation, biological process: dopamine biosynthetic process from tyrosine. Gene Ontology annotation, molecular function: tyrosine 3-monooxygenase activity; iron ion binding. The coding region runs from base 666 to 2234 and encodes 522 amino acids. Gene Ontology annotation, cellular component: axon; cytoplasm; perikaryon. Lineage: Eukaryota; Metazoa; Echinodermata; Echinoidea; Camarodonta; Strongylocentrotidae. The record is from RefSeq and is a predicted model, not a curated record. The transcript is spliced from 14 exons.